Messenger RNA from Aaosphaeria arxii CBS 175.79, 1834 nucleotides. Its product is annotated as tyrosine tRNA ligase. Gene Ontology annotation, molecular function: ATP binding; tyrosine-tRNA ligase activity. The record is from RefSeq and is a predicted model, not a curated record. The transcript is spliced from 3 exons. Lineage: Eukaryota; Fungi; Ascomycota; Dothideomycetes; Pleosporales. Bases 183 to 1409 code for a protein of 408 amino acids. Gene Ontology annotation, biological process: tyrosyl-tRNA aminoacylation.
UUUCAAGGGUCAAGUCGCUCUGGAGAUAUCACAAAUAUUUAGCACAGCCCAUAUAUCCUGAAGAAGCGCAUUAUUUUGCGUCUUUCUCGUACUGAAUUCUCUCUCGCCCUCAGGCCAUCCAAUCGCUCGCCUGUUCGACUUUUCUCCAAGUUCCCGUUUAAUUGAAAUCAACAACCCCCACCAUGUCGGCAGAAAAUCUGUCCAUAGAGCAGCGAUGGGCUCUCAUCAAGGAGAACCUCCAGGAGGUGCUCAACCCGGAGAUCAUUGACGAGGUCCUGAAAAAGGAUGAGCCACUCAAGAUCUACUGGGGUACUGCUACGACCGGAAGGCCGCAUUGCGGAUACUUCGUCCCCGUCCUCAAACUCGCGCAAUUCCUCCAGGCAGGAUGCCGCGUCAAGAUCCUCCUCGCCGACAUCCACGGCUUCCUCGACAACCUCAAAGCACCGAUCGAGCUGGUCAAGUUCCGCGCCGAGUACUACAAGUUCGUGAUCACGGCCCUCCUCAAGGCCGUCAAGGUGCCCAUCGACCGACUCGAGUUCGUCCUCGGAUCCUCCUACCAAUUGACACCGGAGUACACCAUGGACCUGUUCCGGCUGUCGAGCGUAGUGACGGAGCACGACGCGAAGAAGGCAGGCGCCGAGGUCGUCAAGCAAGUCGAGAACGCGACGCUCUCCGGCCUCAUCUACCCGCUCAUGCAGGCGCUCGACGAGCAGUACCUCGGCGUUGACGCACAGUUCGGAGGAGUCGACCAGAGGAAGAUCUUCGCGCUGGCCAAGGACGUCCUGCCCAAGGUGGGCUUCAAGGAGCGCGCACAUCUCAUGAACCCCAUGGUGCCCGGCCUCCAGGGAGGAAAGAUGAGCGCCAGUGACCCAGACUCCAAGAUCGAUUUGCUCGACACCCCUGACGCGGUCAGGAAGAAGCUGAAGAAGGCCGUUGCGGCGCCCAAGGUCGUCGACGGAAACGGUAUCCUCAGCUUCGUCGAGUACGUCCUCCUGCCCGCCAGCUACCUCCGCUACGGAGUCCAGAAGUUCGUCGUUGAGAGGAGAGACGACACGCCGUUGGAGUACACCAAUAUCGCCGACAUGCAAAAGGACUACGAAGCUGAUGUCCUCUCCCCACAGAACCUGAAACCAGCCGUGACAGAAGCCCUGAUCGCGCUCCUCGAGCCCAUCCAGACCGCCUUCCAAGCCGACCCCACCUGGCAGGGGAUCGAGAAGAAAGCCUACCCGCCACCGCCCGCGCCGCCGAAGAAGGAGAAGAAGCAAAAGAAGGACAAGGGAUCCUUCUACCCCAAGAAGGUCGAGGCCAAGCCGGACGGCCACGUCGAGGGCGCGGACAAGGCGGUCGUUGAUGUUGGCGCAGACGGUGGUGCGGAGGCGGUUGCGAAGUUGGGCCUUGAGGAGAAGUAGAGAUGGACGAGACGUGUUUUUUUUGAGAGAGGGAGGAGGAAGACGUUUUUGUGAGGGGAUUCUGAGUUAGAUGACUGGUUCGUUGGUUGCGUAAGGCCCUUUCCUCCUUUUUUCCGCGUAGAGAGGGAGAAUUGGUGGUGAUUGAUGUUCAAUCCAUCACACCCACGCACCGCAGCCCAUUCGACGAAUCUGCCCCUAGCCACCUCAAGAGAUGAGAAGACGAUAGAAAGCAGGUAGAUAGAUACCAUUUGGCAUGUACACCGACAGCAAAAGAAACGAAGCACUUUUUCACAUUCAGACGAAGGAAAGAUGGGAAAACGCACCGUGAUGUUUUCUCUCUAAUCAUUAGUGAUGGCACGAGGGUAUGGGAAAGGUCGCUUUUUUGACUACAUUAUAGAAGCAAGGAGAUUUGAGAGUCUAAAGUG